Messenger RNA from Suhomyces tanzawaensis NRRL Y-17324, 482 nucleotides. RefSeq lists its product as uncharacterized. Lineage: Eukaryota; Fungi; Ascomycota; Pichiomycetes; Serinales; Debaryomycetaceae. The record is from RefSeq and is a predicted model, not a curated record. The coding region runs from base 107 to 355 and encodes 82 amino acids. The transcript has a single exon.
AGUGAUCACUUGAGGUACUCCUGACCGUACUUCGUGAACGGUCGCAAUCUGGCGAUGUGCUGCAAAAUCACCUACCAGCCGUAAGGCUACCGACAAUACCAGCGAAAUGGAGCAAUCAUGGGUCUCACAGACUAGGCAGCGACCUCUAUUAGGGACCAAGCUCUUGUGUGAAGUGCUAGCUGAAAUGGUGUGCAAUGGGAGUAUCCAACACGCUGUAUUGCUCACCAUAACAAGAAUUCACUGGCUCCCACAAUUCAGGGCAUUUCUCGCGAUUUGUUUCUCAAGGAUUUGGGGGUGGCUCAACCCACGGGAUCUAUCUCUUGCCAACUCAAACAAGGCUUAUGUGCAUCGGUAGUGGUCAGACAGCCCAGACGGUUUCUCGCCAGUGCUCGCGCAAACAAGAUGGUGGUGUUUUGUCGGUAGAGUUCUCGCGACCUGGCGCUGUAUAUACCACCGGUGACCCAUUUCUAGCGAGACAGUCU